UUUCUUGUCAACGUUCGCCCCUGUCGGUUCACAUUCGCCUGACCUCCGACCGCAGACGGGACUCCAACCAAGCCCAGAAAUGUCUGAUUUCUCAGAAGACCAGAUCAUCGAGUUCAAGGAGGCCUUCCUGCUGUUUGACAGGACAGGUGAUGGGAAGAUCAGUUACAGCCAGUGUGGUGAUGUCAUGCGGGCCCUUGGCCAGAACCCUGUCAACGCUGAGGUCCUCAAGGUCCUGGGCAACCCCAAGUCAGAAGAGAUGAACCACAAGAUGCUAGACUUUGAGCAGUUCCUGCCCAUGCUCCAGGCCAUCGCUAAGAACAAGGACCAGGGCUCCUUUGAGGAUUUUGUGGAGGGUCUGCGCGUCUUCGACAAGGAGGGAAAUGGCACAGUGAUGGGCGCUGAGCUGCGCCAUGUCCUCACAACACUUGGUGAGAAAAUGACAGAAGAGGAGGUGGAGACUCUCUUAGCGGGACACGAAGACGCCAACGGCUGCAUCAAUUACGAAGAACUUGUCCGGAUGGUGAUGAGUGGUUGAAGAUUUCAAGAACACAACUGGUUAAUUUUAUUCCCAAAUGUUUUUUCUAUUAUAUGUCAUGUCUGUCUCACCCCCAUCCAAAUCUUGUUUGCCCUCCAUUUUGUGAUAUUUUCUUUCGGAAGUGCCUUUUCUGUGUCUUGAGUUGAAGAGCCCCUUUUUUUAAUUUCACUUCAAAAUAUCAUCAAGCCACAGAGGUGCAUGCGAUCACGCCUGGCUCGUUGACAGAAUCGGCAAUAACAUUCCCUUCGUUAUUCCAUACGUUCCCAUCUCCCCACCCUGUCACUCAACCCCUGUGUCAGCCCUGUCGCCCAAUAGCUGUGUUUUUAUACAGAGGAGAUGCAUGUUCAUUGGCUGAGACCAGCUGUAAUGUGGAUUUUACCGGGCCAAUUAUGGAAUGGUAGAUUUACUGUCUCAUGUAUAUGUUGUAUCAAAUUAUAUUUAAUAAAAAUCCCCAGUUUCUGAAAACAAA
Messenger RNA from Oncorhynchus nerka (sockeye salmon), 1004 nucleotides. Its product is annotated as myosin light polypeptide 6. The transcript has 6 exons. Lineage: Eukaryota; Metazoa; Chordata; Actinopteri; Salmoniformes; Salmonidae. Gene Ontology annotation, cellular component: myosin II complex. The coding region runs from base 80 to 535 and encodes 151 amino acids. The record is from RefSeq and is a predicted model, not a curated record. Gene Ontology annotation, molecular function: calcium ion binding; structural constituent of muscle.